UCUGAACGUCACUGUUUUGACAUUUAGUAUUAGGACAUGGUAUUUUACGAAAUCGCGGAGUUUUUUAAUUGAAAGUAAAUAUAAAACGAUGUGAUGUGAACAGGAACAAUAACAAACAAUUAUUAAUUUACUUACUUACCGUCCAGACCAUCCUUCAAGAGACGUGCUUCUGUAUUCAGAUAAUCAUGGAUAACAUAGAUUCAGAAAACAUGGACUCUGAAGAGGAAUUUGCCUUUGAAACUGACCACCUAGCUCUUCGUGGAAACAAAGAUUAUUGUGACCUGCUGAAGUUUAUCGUAAAACUAGAGGCUCAGAAAGUAAAGGCAUUGAAAGAUAUAGAAGAGUUAUCUGAAGCUCAAAACAGAGCUUUGAAUGAUCCAUUGUCUUUCCUGGAGGAAAUGAAAUCUGGCAAUGUGAACUUCCCACCGCGACAAAAUAUUGCCGAAAUACCAAAUAUCGACUGGAGCAGUUAUGGCAUAGACUCUACUUUGGACGGAGAUGACAUGAGGGACACUAAACCAAAUAAAGAUGAUCUUGAUAAUAGCACUAAAGUGAGAGGACGAAAGUUCACAGACAGUAAACCGGAAACAUUCAACCAGCUUUGGUCUUGUGAAGAGCAGAAAAGAUUAGAAGAAUUACUUGAAAUCUAUCCUGAGGAACCUAUAGAGGCAAGACGUUACAAGAAAAUAGCUGAGGCAUUAGGUACUCGGACACCUAUACAAGUCAUGAGCAGAAUACAAAAGUAUUUUGCUAAACUGGCCAAGGCAGGAUUGCCAAUACCAGGUAGAAUUCCAAAAGGUAUUGGGAGAGAAAAGAAUAAAUCUAUAUUUUACAAGAAGUCUACAUUCUUCCCGCAACUACAUGUGCCUGUCACCAUGGAGGAUCCAUAUGACAGUGGAGAGGCCCAUGACAGUGUGGCCACUGUAGAAAUAAAGAACAGUAACAAGUAUAUGUUGGAGUUACUGAAAGCUGCAAGGGAACAAAGGAUAUUAGAUGAAACCGCACCUGUCUAUCAGUCUAAAACUAUGUGUGUUGGAUGCCAGAAAACUGGGUUCUUGGGUGCAAGGUGGACGGAUAAUGCAGGCACAGACUAUUGCACUGACUGUGUGGUGAAGCUGCUGCCAGCUGAGAGACUGAUACCUGUGCGACAACCUGUGUGAUGUAAUAAAGCUCACUAUUUGUUCAUACCACACACACUCAUGACUUGACAAUUAAAAUUCUGUAUCACACUUUUAUAAACAGCAAAGAAUACACUUAUUUAUUUACUACA
This is a messenger RNA of Spodoptera frugiperda (fall armyworm), 1270 nucleotides long. It is a transcript of the gene Atac1, whose product is annotated as ZZ-type zinc finger-containing protein 3. The coding region runs from base 186 to 1160 and encodes 324 amino acids. The transcript has 2 exons. The record is from RefSeq and is a predicted model, not a curated record. NCBI's taxonomy places the organism in Eukaryota, Metazoa, Arthropoda, Insecta, Lepidoptera, Noctuidae.